AUGGCGCCUGAUCCUGCGGUGGUGGUCGCACUCGACCACAUCGCACACCCGCCUGACAUUGCUCCGCCGCCACCACCAGAUGGCCCGGGCGACACUCCCACUCCAUUCGAGGCUACCACCAACACCGACAUUGACGGAGACGCCACGAAGAAACUCGGCCCAUUCGACUUGCCACAUGAGCCACAAGAUCCAGUCGAGGCUACCUCCAACACCGACAUCGACGGCGACACACCCAAGAAAAUCAGCCUCUUCGACUUGCCGGUUGAACUGCAAGAUGCUAUCUUCGACUACGCCUAUCCUCCCAUCGUCCAUCUCAAGCUCACCACCAAGGCGUGCUGGGAGGCCGACGAGUACUAUCGCUGCCUUCGCCGUGACACCCACCAGAUUCGGCCCUUCCCGGACGUCAAGAUAUCGGAGUUCUUGGUGUCCAAAAAGUUCUUCGGAACGGCAAUUGAAGCAUGGAUGCGCAACCAAUGGAUCCAAGCGGGCUCCGUCGUACGCAGUCACGUUUACGGCGACGGCGCAGAGUCGGUGAUUACCAAGAAGGCGCCGAACAUCAUCGUCGCUCACACCUACGACCUGAUUCUACUAAAGCGGUGCUUCUCGGCCGUGAAGAGAUUGAAGCUCAUAGUGGAUGUGGGAGAAUUCCAGGAAUUGGCACCCCGGCUCCCAUGGGAAGUAGUAUACGACGACGACGAGAUCAAGACGACUGAAACAUCCUGUCAAGUCUCACAGUUUCGUGGACUGAUCUCUUUCGAGGUUGACCCGGCAGAGCGGUACAUUUCGAAUCUGAGCAGUCAUACGGAGUCGAGGUCGAAGACUUGGAGGCAGAACGUGAAGAAGUUUGGGGAUCUAGUCAAGCCUCUAGUAAUGUUGCCAGCAGACCCGUCUUCACCCGAUCCACCUCGAGGAGAUCCGCUGUCAUCAGAUCUGCUUCCACAAGACAUGCAGUCAAAGAGGAAGUUCAUGAAUCGCCACAUGGAGGAAGACGAGGAUAACGAGUUGAAGUGGGCAGCCAUCGAGAUUGCAGUAUGGCGCGUGUUGGGCAUCACGGCUGCUUGCGUGUGGCUGGCGAAGGUCUGA
This is a messenger RNA of Zasmidium cellare ATCC 36951, 1083 nucleotides long. RefSeq lists its product as uncharacterized. The transcript has a single exon. Lineage: Eukaryota; Fungi; Ascomycota; Dothideomycetes; Mycosphaerellales; Mycosphaerellaceae. The coding region runs from base 1 to 1083 and encodes 360 amino acids. The record is from RefSeq and is a predicted model, not a curated record.